This is a messenger RNA of Nothobranchius furzeri (turquoise killifish), 7801 nucleotides long. It is a transcript of the gene topaz1, whose product is annotated as testis and ovary specific TOPAZ 1. Gene Ontology annotation, biological process: spermatocyte division. Lineage: Eukaryota; Metazoa; Chordata; Actinopteri; Cyprinodontiformes; Nothobranchiidae. The record is from RefSeq and is a predicted model, not a curated record.
UCUCUGUCUUGGAAUUUUACAUUUUGAUGAAGGAGGAAGCCCGUCGUCCAAUCCGAGCUGCAGAAGCAGGGAGAGACCAUCGGAGCGCAGACAGCAGGGUGGUUUGGAGUCAGCUCCUCAGACAGUGAUCAGGGCUCUCUGUACCAUCUCUGCCCCCCUCCCGUCAUCCCCUUAUCGGAGCGUAGCUUGUGGUAUGUCCCGCCAUGCUGGAUAAGAACCCCUCCUCCCUGUCUCCCUCUCUUCUGUCAGUGCUAGGGUGUAGCCGCUGAUUCCAUACUACAGCAGAGAGAGUGAAAGAGAGGUGGAGACAUCAGGUGGCGCGGCUCUGCAACCCCAGAUGAGGCUGCAUCACCACGACAACCAGGGGUGCUGUCAGCUCUUCACCUCACCAGCACCCGAGCAGCCGCCACGCCAGCUAGCCUGCAGUCUACCGCUCCACCCACCCAGCCAGCCAGCCAGCCAGGCAGCAAGGCCAGCAUGGUAACCUGCAGGAGUCAUCAGGAUGUGGCUCAGAUUGGAGGGCGAUGAAGAGGCAGAGCUGCCUCUGCACCCCUGGAGAGGAUGCAGCGAGGUGGAACCACUUGCCUGCUUCCCUGAUGGGGAAGGAAGGAGGAAAAAUGAAACCGUUUCUCCAUCAGACCCGGUGGGGCGGGACAGCUGGUGUUGUGAAUCAGGCCGCCAGAGUCCACGGACCGGCUACUUCCCAACACCAGGGUCUCACCGACACUGCUCACGUCUGUCUACAUGCACAGUCCUCGUAGGUGUGGAACACUUUCUUGUUGUCUUUGCAAUAACAAUUAAAAAAUGGGUCCAGAGUUCAAAAUAAAAGAUUGCAGUGUGAUAAGAGUUGAUAGUUGCAACUGUUUUUGUCUAAUAAACAUAAAAAAUUUUGGAAACUAUUUUGUAUUUUUAUUUUUGCAACUUUCCAAAAUACUAACAUGUCACAUGUGGAUUAAAUUAAAUGAAAUUCCCAGAUAAUGUUGGGAGAAAAGACCAAUCAAGUGAAUUUUAAACAUUUCAGAGGACCAAUGACUCCCCACCAGCAGCCCUGCAGUCACGUUCUCAAAAACGAUGGAAAAUAAUGAACAAAAUACCACAUUUUGAUACUUCAAACUGAAAUGCUGCACUUGUCAAACUGGUAAAACAAUAAAACAUGUACAUUUUUCCUGUUCUAUCGUCCUGACAACAUCCAUCACGUUCAGCAGAAUUUACAGAGGCACAUUAAGCUCAUCGUUUCCUCCGGAGGCAGGGCAUAUAUCCUGUAGACAUGUAGAGGAUGAGCCGGUUUAGAGCAGCUGCUCCCUCUAUAAUUAUGUUUUCGUUCAAUAAACCUUUAUUUACAAGAUGUUUACAGAACAGUUACAUAUCAUUAAUGUAGAAUAGUUUCAUUUACUUUGUGUUUUUGCUAGUUUCUUCAUACUAGCUUCAGAUAUUAAUAUUAGGGCCUCUAGGCAAUAUAGCUGCAGUCAUGAAAAGAUUAUGAAGCAGCAGUUCUUAUUCAUGGCUAGGAUAACAUUUUAUAACCAGUUUGUCUCGUUUGCUUAUUUAGUGGUUGUCAUAGUGAACCUCUUUUUCUUUAUUUCUUUAUUUUGUCACGUUUUAUGUCCUAUUGUAAUAUCUGCUUCCCUCAAAGUGGCGAUCUUGUGACAAAAAUGUUUAUUUUUUGCCCUUAAUGUCCCAUUUUGGUUGAUUCCAUUGUUAAUUUUUUUUGUCUCAGUUUAAAUAAAUAAUCUUGUCUGAAUAACUAAGAUGUGAAAUGUGUGAUUAUUAGAGAUUACAGAGAAGGAACGAGUAUAUUAAUUUUCACUGGAAAUAUAGGCCUACCUGGUGGGAGUCGUUACGCAUGCGCAGUGCUUCCCCAACGCACCUUGCGUGACUAAUUGAGAGUGGAAGGAAGAGAGACAGGUCCAGUGAAGAGCGUUGACGAAGUUUCUCAUUUGCGAAAACGUCCUAAUAACCGUUUUAAAGCAAACCAGCUCGCAUUAACUUACGUUUGAUAAUCGGUCUUUUAAAUGUCAGCAUGUUUCCAACGUCUGGGAGGGUGAAACUCAACCGAGUGGCGCUGGCCGACGUUGGGCUAAAAGGAGCUCCGCGGAGGCGAAGACCCCCGAAGCCGGAGACUAACGUUUCUACGGACUCCACCGAAAAACAAGGGAAAAUUGAUUUCGGUCUGAUAUCCGAGGAGGACGCCGCCUUAACGAGGACAACUGGUUACGCCGCUCAUGGACGGCUUGGGGAACGUGGUGUGGUUGCAUUCAAGGAGCCAGAAGUGAAGCAUAAACAAAGAGUGCCGAACACCAGAGGCAAGUAUCACCAGAGUAAAGCGAACUCUAGCAGCUCGUUCAGCGUGGAGGAGAACCGAAGGAAGCGGGUGAGGCUCGGGUGGAGUUUUCCUUGUGUUGCUUGCACUGGGUCAGAGCAGUUUGAGGCCCGCCACAGCAAGGGGAAGGCUAGGCUCGACGCCCAUGGAGAGGCUCAAAGAAAGACCGCAAAAAGACCGUUUAGAGCAGAGAAAGCUAAGUCUAGCUGCGCCAUAGGAAGAGUCGGCGCAAGAGAUGGACAGACAUCAAUGAAGGCUCCAGGUAGUGUCAACCAGCCUGGCCCGGGAACACUGUCGGUAUCCAGCCCGACCUCAAAGAUUAAUAGAAAAAAUCCCAGAGAACCUGAUGGUUCAUCAGAGUGUUCAGGGUCCCCUGGAGGAUCCUUCUGUGGAGAGCGCAAAAGCAUUUCCCCCCAGUGGAAGAGCUUGGUUCAUCAAGAGCCUCAGAGCUCCAGCCCAGGGUCAGAGCCAGCCGUGGCCAAGGUCAGCCAGAGAAACUUAACCACAGAGAAGCCUGCUGUGUGGGAGCGCCAGUAUCCUAAAGUAACGCUUUGUGACGUCGCUGAAAAGUGUCAUGCGUGUAGUCAUAACUGUGGCUACACGUUACCAGAUGUUCUGAAGACCCGCGUGGUGCAUUGCUUCAAACAAGAUAUGAAAGCUGAGUUUUGUAUUUGGCCCGCUUGUUCAAGGCAGAAGAACGAAAUUGAGGGAAGCGCUCUAAAUCACAAUAACAAAAGCAGUCCCAGUAUUCCAGCUCAGAAGGUCAUUAAUCAGCUACAAAGUCCACCAGAACACAAACACUUGGAAGGAGACACAGAUUCACACAAGACACAAAGUUCUUCACAGUUUUUCCCCAAUUGCUUUACAGGGGAAGAACCUGCUGCUUGUUUUUUAUUAACGGGUAAACAGACCCAUGAAAACUCUGGUCCAGGAUCUGAUGUGAUGGAUGCCGACAGCCACAAAGACAAAAGAAUGAAGCUUGGGGAGAAUGGUGGCAGGAGCAGAACUUGUGACUCGCCGUUGACCGAAAACAUCAGGGAGGAUGCUUGUGGUCAGAGAGGGGAUCUCACUGAAACUUUCGUACCUUCAGAUGUUUCUUCUGAGAGCAGUGAGGACUCUGAUGACCCAGAGACAUUUAUCUGCCAGAGAGUAAAAGCUUACUUUAGAGAAAUGCGUUGCACAUGUGCACGCACAUACAUGUGCUGGCCUUUUUCAGGUGGUUCAGCAGGAUCUGCUGAGUCAGCGGGGACAGGGACUCCCAACCAGACCAGUUCAUCUACAAAACCAUCCAUGGACAAGUCCUCACAUACGCUCCUGGAGCAGCAGAUGGAUUUCACAGGACAAAACAGGACAAGAUGCACUAAUCUCCCAUCACACAUGGACAACACUAACAUGAAGAGGACAGUGUCCUCUGGGCAUUCUGAAGGAUGUUCCUCUAGUCUUCCAUUGGAAACUGUUUUACUUUCCAGCUCAAACCUUUCGGAAAAAGAUCCAGGUGACACAACGCCCAGGUCACCUUUUCUCAUGAACGGACCUGGAACAGACGGCUCCACACCUACGCCGUCCUCCUUGGAACUCAGCCAGAGAGACAUGAAAGCUACCAGCUCUCUGUCUCCUUCAUCAGGUUCAUCCAUGCAGGAUGCUUCAGGUAGCCUCUCCGGCACUCCCAGGUUCCCCAGUCCUCCAUCGGGUCUAUCGGAGAAGGUCCAGGAUGCUGAGCUGCCAAUAGGGAGACUGUUCUUGUGUUGUGGAAACACUCAGCCAGCUGCAUCUGAUUUUUCAUCUUCAGCAUCUUCAGCUAACUCCUGUCAUUUAAGCAUGUCUCCCUCCUUUCUCCAAGGGAAACAGGAGAGUAGUAAAUUACUCACAGACCUCAGUCCACCUGAGCUGGAAAAAUGUCCAUGUCCCUUUGAUGUUGGUGAACACUAUGAGGACUUGAAUGAGUGUAGAUUCGCUCCUGUGCUGUCUCCUGUCCUGUCUCCAGAAGGACCCAGGUGGAGGACAAGCAUCUUCUUCCAAAGCUCGAGCAGUUCAGAAAACGAGGAGCAGAAGGUGAUGGGAAAAGAUACAGACAGAACCAAAACAUCACCCGAUCAACACAUGGCACCAGGAGUUAGCAGUAGCAGAGAGAAUAACUAUGGGGAUGUCUAUGGAGACAGUACACCUCAGUCUUCCUCAAACAGUGAAGAUGUGGGUGACCUGACUGAAAAGGAAUGUCCAAAUGAAUCGGAACAAGAUUCCCUGGAUCUCUGUGUUCCCGCUGAAGCCCACUGUCCUCCCAGCAGUAAUGGUGACCGUAGAGCCUUCAGCCAUGAAGAACAGUCAUCUGAUGUAGGAGGAGGAUCAGGCUCAAAAGGUCGUCAACCCAAAGCUGGAUCGGCUGAUCACCCUCAGCCUACCGUUAUGGAUGAGUUCACAGCGUAUGAGCAGGACAUCCUGCUGUUGAAUGCCCCAGAGGACAACCCAGAGCUGUUUGAGAACCUGCCCAAAGAGAGCCUGCUGAACCUGGGUCCUGCCAGACCACUUGGUGCUCCUCUGAAGAACCCCACAGCAUCCUUACAGUCUGAACAAAGAGCAAUGCCGGUUAUUAAAAACAUUCUCAGUGAUGUUCCUGAUGGAAAAGAGGAGAGUGACAGCCGGCCGUGGAGACGUCGAUGCUGCCUCACCACCCCUACUCAAACACAAAACACGUGCCCUGCUGCUUCCAAGCAAACCAGACGUGUGGACUGGUCUGGGGUCGACAUGAAUAAUGUAGACUGUGGCCUGGGAAGUAGCAGGGUUCACUCCAUCCAGACUGGGAGCAUCUCCAACAUCCCCCCACCUCUGUCUGCAGGAAAUGGGCCCUGGAUCAGAAACGCUGCAACUGGGAUGGACUUAAAGCACCAGAAAUUUAAGUACUGCAGAAAAUACUUCAGUGAAUCAUCGACCUGUGUGUUCAAGACGUGUCGCUUCCAGCAUCUACCAGUGGAGGGGGAUGAGAAGUUCUGUGUUGAGAUUGUGGCCAGAUUCACCAGAAACCCGGUGUGCCUGCAGAAAGCUGUAGCCGUGUUUACAGGAUACUACCAGAACAGCCCACCAGGAGAGUAUUUCUCCAUGCCACUUCUUCUGUCUCUCCUGUGGGCUCUGCUCAAAGCUAGCUCGGUGUCUGAUGUCUUCUCGGUCCUCACUGUCAGCUUGGCCUACAACGUGGUGCCUGGCCAUGAAUUCCUGUUAGCUCUGUUUAAAUUUGUGAGAGAGAACGGCCUCACACGCCUCAUACCCAAACUAAUGCAGCUCACAGUCAAGAUGGCCGACGUUGGUUUACUGCUGAACUUGGAUUACCUUGACUGCAUAAAAAACACUCCCAUGUUUCAGCAGAUGGUUCAUCCAAGCUCGCCUGUUGCUGUUUCUGCCAACCACAACACACCCACGCCAGAGUACCUGAAGCUGGCCCACGCUGUUGUUGAGAUGGAGCUCUGUAUCCAGCUAGAGGACUGGAAGCAGAUGGGAGAGGUUUUUAAGGUCAUCUGUCGGUGCUACCAACACCCAAACCAGGUGGAGCGCAUCAGUGGUCACAUCGCCAUCGCUCUCCUGUCUGAGAGCAAAGACAGGGUGUCUCUGCCCUUUGCUGCUUUUAUGGAGAUGGUGUGUCAGAACGAAGAUGCUGACAGCCCACUCAAGAGUUUUGUAGGCAGAAUUGGAGUGUCUCUGAUGCUGCGAUACUACAAAACCCACCAGUGGUGUAAGGGCAGCAGGGUGGUGGAGCUGAUGUCCGUGUCAAAAGUCGGCUACACAACACUGAAGGGUUUGUUUGGGAACGAGGAUGGAGCAUCACGCUGCUGCCUGGUCACCGUGGCAACAGAGCUCUUCCUCAUGAGUGGAAGUGUGGAGGGAGCGCUAAAGACACUGCGAGAAAACAGCUGGUUCCUGAGCUCCAGCAUGUGGCCAUGUGAGCCUACAGACCUGGAGAGUAGAACUCGUGUUCUGAUCCGACUCUCUGAGAAAACGUCUCACAGAGACACCAUGGAGGUGCUCUGCAACCUCCCUGGAAUUAACGACCCAGACUACCUAAUUGACAUCUCCAGGUACGGUCCGCUCUUUAACUCUCAUCUGCACGUGUGUGUGGAGAAACGGAUACUUCCUGUAGCUUCAGACACGGUGGACUUCAUGCUAUGUAAAAACCUGCCUGUAGAACACUCACUGCUGCGGACACUUGUGCAUAAACUGGGCACACAGAACCUCUGGCUGCGGGCACGGGGAAUCUUCAAACGAUCUCUGAGCUCGGGCUACCACCCUGAGGUAUCUGCUCCUCCUGGGACCAUGGCCCUAACGGUCCCCUGUCAGCUCGGGGAGGUGGAGCUGGCUCUGAGUCUCGAGAUGUUCAUCACUGUCAAUGCAGCAGCCAUCCUUCCUCUCCCAGAAGACACCACACUUUCUCUCAGUAUCACUCUCAAGAGGACUCAGAGCAGUGAGAGUGAGUACAUCUCUGCAGGCAGUCGCGUUCUCUCUGCAGCCAGGAUCCCUCAACCCAAGCUCAUGGUCCAUUACACAUCAGUCAACUCAUCGCAGGAGCAGGUGUUCAGGCUCGAAGUUUCCUCUGCGUGUCGCUGGCUGCACCACAACCAUUUAUGGGCCAGUGAGAUGUGGACACACUAAAUUAUACAGAAAUUGUAUGUGUGAUUAUUUUGUUUAUAUAUUAUAUAGAUGUAUACACAGUAAAUUCAAUUAAACACAUCACUUAGGAUCCUCCAGAGACAAGAUUUCACAGAACUCAGUUGUUUCAGUUGAUAAAUACACAAAGAUCAAAACCACACACAGAAUUGGCUCCUGCUUUGAUUCAUUUAAUUUUCAAGAGUUUGCAAUGUUUUAAAUGAGCAACAAAGGUUUUAGCUGAUCUCGGUCACCAGAGGGCGACACUGGGCUGCAGUAACCGAGGCGAGACCAGUUCAAAUAGGAUGAAGUGAUUUUGUGAUUGCAGUAAAGAAUUUCAUUUAUCUUCACUUGAGUACAACUCCUCUACAUCCAGUGAUGCUACUGGAGACCAGUAGCAAUUCUCCUGGAGUUUCUGUAAUAACAGAAUUAUUCAGGGAUAAACUAGGGCUCAUAUAGCACUUCUAUUAUGCAGAACAAAGAGGCCGUUUGUAGAGUCUGUCUCAUGGUAAUCUCAGUUCCUCUGGCCUGUGUGCUCCUGGAGCUGCUGCUGGGCGUCAUGUGGAACUAAACCCAGCCUCGCAUCAACCACAUCCACUGCUGCCGGGACUCGACAGCUGUGUGAGUGGCGAAAGGGAAUCUAUCAGGCUUAUAUCUCUGAACUCCAGAGGUAAACCUAAUAAUGUUUGUAUAUCUGUGCCAAAACAAGUUAAAUGUCUCAUGUGAUCUCACUUGGACUAAAAAAUAACCCUGACUUUGUACUGUUUGUUACAAAAAUUGUUUUCUGGUUCACAAAUGUUUAUUCUUCUGCUAGUUUUUAAUCUUUAAAGUAAAAGUUGUGAAAAAAUGAAA